AAAUCUCCAAAAAAGUUGUCCGGAUGUAAAGUUCAUUUGUUUUCUGCCACUUCCGGUUCCUUCGACAACACGGUAGUGCACAUGGGGCAAAGUAGCUAGUGACACAUAGCACCCCUUAGAUACACCAUAUCCAAGUUUUGUUUCGUGUGCAGUGUACUAUAUACGCACAUAGAUAUAUUAGAACAGACGUAGUCACAUAGAAAGGAGGCAUGGGUAAGAAGAAAGACGGCGGAGGAGGCGGACUGGGUCGAUCUUUGAUCAAGGAGAGACUCCAGGCGGGCCGAGGAAACAAGCGGGGCGACACCUGGCGCCACACUUGUGAGCUCAAUGAUGGCUAUGACUGGGGUCGACUCAACCUGCAGUCAGUGACAGAGCAGAGUUCCAUGGAUGACUUUCUGGCCACCGCCGAAUUGGCUGGAACAGAGUUUGUUGCAGAGAAGCUCAACAUCAAAUUUGUACCACCUGAGGCCAGAGCAGGCUUAUUGACAGCUGAAGAGCAAACAAGGCUGAAAAAGCUGCACGAAGAGAACAAGCAUUUCCUUAGAAUUCCUAGACGCCCCCACUGGGACGAAGGCACCAGUGCAGAUGUGCUUCAGCAAACAGAGAAAGACAGCUUCUUGGAGUGGAGACGAGUGCUUGCACAACUAGAAGAGCAACAGAAGUUAAUUCUCACCCCAUUCGAGAGAAACCUGGAGUUCUGGAGACAACUCUGGAGAGUGAUUGAGAGAAGUGAUGUUGUCGUUCAAAUUGUUGACGCCAGAAAUCCUUUGCUGUUCAGAUGUGCCGACCUGGAGUUGUAUGUAAAGGAGGUGUCGGAGCACAAGGUCAACAUGCUGCUGGUGAAUAAGGCAGACCUGCUGACCAGGGAACAGAGGCGAGUGUGGGCCAGACACUUCCAGAAAGAGGGGCUGAGGGCAGUUUUCUGGUCUGCGCUGGCAGAGAGCGACCGAUUGGAUGCUGAGGAAAAGGGAAUGGAAGUGGAGGAACAAGACUGUGUAGAGAGUGACCCAGAAGACGAAGAACAGCCAAACAACGAAGUACAAAUAAAGCCAGCUGGACAGGAGGAGGAUGAGAUGGAGGCUGAGGAGGACGAUAAAGAUGAGCACAAUAGUGGCACAGACGAAGAGCAGCAGGAAAAGGUAACUGUUGCUGAGGAGGACUGGUUCACCUGCUCAGAAGAUGAAGAAAAUGAAGAAGACGGCGGCGCUGGUUCACCCAAUAAAUCCCCCUUCCACAACUCAAGCAGGCUGCUGCAUAAGGAUGAGCUGCUCGAAAUGUUUAAGUCGGUUCACAACGGGCCCAGGUGUAAAGAAGGACAGCUAACAGUGGGACUGGUUGGGUAUCCUAACGUGGGCAAGAGUUCCACCAUCAACACUAUUCUAAGGAACAAGAAGGUGUCUGUUUCAGCCACUCCUGGACACACGAAGCACUUUCAGACUCUGUAUGUGGAGCCGAGCCUGUGCCUCUGUGACUGCCCAGGUCUGGUCAUGCCCUCCUUUGUUUCUACAAAAGCUGAGAUGAUCUGCUCUGGGAUCCUGUCUAUUGAUCAGAUGAGAGAUCACGUACCUGCAAUCUCCCACAUAUGUCAGGUGAUCCCUCGACAUGUCUUUGAAGGCACCUAUGGGGUCAACAUCAUCAGACCACGAGAAGACGAAGACCCCGACAGGCUUCCCACCUCCGAGGAGCUGCUGAUGGCUUAUGGAUACAUGAGAGGCUUCAUGACAUCACACGGCCAGCCUGAUCAAUCCAGAUCAUCCCGAUACAUCCUGAAGGAUUUUGUCUGUGGAAAGCUUUUGUACUGCCAUCCUCCGCCACAUAUCAACGCUCAGGACUUCCAGCCGCAGCACAAAAACUUUGCGAAGAUGGACUCGGACUGCUGUGACCUCUCAUCCACAUCAGCAAACAAACCGCAUAGAGUCAGGAGAAUUGAAAAUGUGGUUGACAAGAACUUCUUCCAUCAGGAGAACGUGCGGGCGCUCUCCAAAGGGGUUCAGUCUGUUAUGGGCUACAAGCCGGGCAGCGGACCCGUCGGCCCGGGACAACCUGGUUCAGACGCGGUGGUGGGAAAACCUUGGAAAAAACACGGCAACGGCAACAAGAAGGAGAAAGUACGACGUCUUACCAGGCACCUGGAAGCCUGACGCAGAUUUGAAGUCAAAGCAAGAACAGGGCGUUUUUUUCAGAGAAGUUAAUCCUGAGUAGUAUCCAAAAGUCAAUAGAGUCCCUUUGAUCUUGCAAGUAUGGGAAUUGUCUGGUUAUCUUGAUAUUACCAAAUGAGGUGCAUAAUCUUUCAUAAAGUUUUCUGGUUAGAAGAUCAUUUUGGUUUAAUGCAUUCCGUCAACACUAGAUCUCACCAGCGUUUGUACAUGGAGUCAACAUCCAGAGAGUCUGAAACUGCACUCUUUUAAAGUCAUUUCAGACACCACAUCACAAAGGUCAAAUCACCCGGGGGAAUGACCGUUUGAAUCUGCUUUUAUUCAUAAAACAUGUAAACAUGCAACAAAGCUGUGUCAUGAAAAUAAAUUGUCAUGUUGCUGCA
Messenger RNA from Pungitius pungitius (ninespine stickleback), 2539 nucleotides. It is a transcript of the gene lsg1, whose product is annotated as large 60S subunit nuclear export GTPase 1. The transcript has 14 exons. Lineage: Eukaryota; Metazoa; Chordata; Actinopteri; Perciformes; Gasterosteidae. Bases 210 to 2141 code for a protein of 643 amino acids. Gene Ontology annotation, cellular component: cytosol. Gene Ontology annotation, biological process: ribosomal subunit export from nucleus. The record is from RefSeq and is a predicted model, not a curated record. Gene Ontology annotation, molecular function: GTPase activity; GTP binding.